Vespa crabro (European hornet) is the source of this 910-nucleotide messenger RNA. RefSeq names its product ubiquinol-cytochrome-c reductase complex assembly factor 2. The record is from RefSeq and is a predicted model, not a curated record. NCBI's taxonomy places the organism in Eukaryota, Metazoa, Arthropoda, Insecta, Hymenoptera, Vespidae. Bases 144 to 509 code for a protein of 121 amino acids. Gene Ontology annotation, cellular component: mitochondrial matrix. Gene Ontology annotation, biological process: mitochondrial respiratory chain complex III assembly. The transcript has 3 exons.
UUUUACCAAUCUGUCUCAUACGGCAUCAAAAUAUAUUACUCAAUUAUACUGGUUGAAUUAUAAUUUUGUAACCUAUAAGUAAUAAUACAUAUACAUGAAAGAAAGAACGGAUUAUUGAGAAUUGCUAUUAUGCAAGUUAAAACAUGGCUGGUAACUAUAAGAAUUUUAUGAAAUUAUUAGAAUCUUGGCCAUUAGAUAAAUCAAAACCUGGCAGAGAUUUAAGUCAACAUAUUCGUGAUCAAGUGAAACUUAUCUUCUCAAAAGGUGAUAUUACUACUCCAAUAGAUCAAGAACAGUGUGACCGAUAUUACGCAAGUUUGAAAAGGAUAAGUUCAAAUCAUUAUGGACAAAUGUAUAAACGUAGUCUUACAAGUACUGCAAGUGGCUUAACAGUAGAGCAAUGUAAUAUUGCACUAAGUCCAGAGAUGAAAGAAUACUUGGAAGAAGAAAAUAAAUUUUUUCUUAAGAGGCUUAUAAACAAAAUACGAAAUAUACGUAAGAAUGCUUAAAUUUAAAAUUAAUUUAUUAUAUUUACAAGCUUUUUGUAUCAACAAACUAUAUCAUGAAACAAGAGUACAGUUUCAUCAUCUAUCAAAAAUUAAUAUACAAUAUGUAAUAAACAAAAGAUAUUUUAGUCAACAACAAGAUAUACAGGAACAAGAUGUAAUUAAAAAUAAUAAUAUACAUGUACCUGCAAUGAUCAAAGAAGUUUUACAAUAUUUACAACCAUCUCCAGCGAUAACUGCAUCUGCCAAAGCUAUUGCACCUGAUCCACCGUCAGCCCAAUGAGUGCAAAUCACUGUGUCUGCUGCACCACUCUCCAAUGCCACUUCUUUGAUGAGCUGUAGUUCAGCUUCUGUAUCAGUGCUAGUAGAAUAAUAAAUAUUUAUUUUGGUUGCAAUAGGAAAAA